ACGGGGCGCAUCUUCCGAAGGGCGAGUGGGAAUGUCCGACGAAGCCGUGGUCGGGAUGCUGUACUCUUUAUUCACCGGCGUCGGUAUCAUAGUCUUCCUCUUCGUCUCAUUCUUCUUUUACCACCGCCGGGUCGCCGGCCGGCGGCAGAGGGAGAUGGAGUACAGAGACUACUGCGAGCGCAUGAGGCCGGAUCUACUAAGGUUCAGGAGCAACCCCAGAUGCCCUAGUGCAUAUAACGGUAUGUCUCGAAGGAGCGUCAAUCGGUUUCUCUGUAGAGGAAUUACGAACCCGGCUUUCCAUCCGGAUAAUGAAUCGACAGACGAGCGUUUUGGACAUCCCAAACCAAACUAUAUUUUUGGGAAACACGGAAUACUAUUUAUAGAUCAAAAGCCAAAACGAGUUUUCAAAACGACACACGUUGACGCCAUGAACUAUUCGGAGUUGCUCUGCGAAAGCUGCAGGGCGAGAAUAUUUCAAGACAAUAAAAAACCAACGUCGAAGGAAGCUUAUAAUAAGGCAAAGACAAAAAAUUGUGGAAAAGACGAAGAGAUUGAUAAAUUUGAAGUCGAUGCAAAACGGUUAAACGAAUGUGUAAACAGCUUCAACACAAAUAUAAAUACAAAUAUAAAAUCACAUGCUGAACAAAGACAAGAAUUCAAGAAAGUUGAAUUUGAAGCAGACGUGCAUUCAAGUGACAUCAUUUAUGAAAUCAACGAACAUUUGAAAGAGGAUAGCAUAUGCACAACCGAAGACGAUUUCGAAAUGAAUCCGUAUUAUUCAGAAAUAAAUAGUGCGCCACCAAAUCGUCGGCAGUCAAUGGUUUCUGUCCAGGCGGACACCGGAUAUGGUGCUUUAUACGGAAGGCGAAAAUCAAGUGUAUUUCGUCUGCGUCAAUUUUCGGUGGAGGCACCGGAUAUCCGGUCUUUGCCCGUGCUUGAGAACGAGUAUUAUGACAACGUUUUUGAAUCAAUGUCCUUAACCCAUAUGUGAUAAUAACCGUAACCAAUUGUUACAUUCCUCGCGCAUGCGUGUUUCCAUGGCCACCACGCAUUUCAUUGCUCAUACGUAAUAUGUGAUAGCAUCAUCAUUGUGAUUGUUGUUGUUGUUGUUGAUUUUGAUGAUCGUAAUUC
Messenger RNA from Dreissena polymorpha, 1131 nucleotides. RefSeq lists its product as uncharacterized. The coding region runs from base 32 to 991 and encodes 319 amino acids. The transcript has 2 exons. NCBI's taxonomy places the organism in Eukaryota, Metazoa, Mollusca, Bivalvia, Myida, Dreissenidae. The record is from RefSeq and is a predicted model, not a curated record.